Messenger RNA from Colletotrichum abscissum, 1965 nucleotides. RefSeq lists its product as uncharacterized. The record is from RefSeq and is a predicted model, not a curated record. The coding region runs from base 1 to 1965 and encodes 654 amino acids. Lineage: Eukaryota; Fungi; Ascomycota; Sordariomycetes; Glomerellales; Glomerellaceae. The transcript has 5 exons.
AUGCAGGUGCAUUUGCAGGACAGCAAAGAGCAGCUGGCUGGGUCACCACCACCAACGUUGGAUUCCCAGUUUCUUUCCAUGCUGCCCAAAGUGAGGCGCGAGCAUUUGCUUCUCGACAACUCGCUCCCGCGUUGGCUACCGCUUCUGGCCAGCUCCCCCGACUGGACUGCUGGAAAAUGGGGCCUUCCAAUCGGCGAUCCUCACGGCGCCAGCGCCGUGGUUGUUUUCCCCACCUUUCCGCUUUCGGUGACAGCGCUGUGUGUCGCGUUCCCCCAAUUGCAGAGGAUGACGUACAUGACCAGGAAGCUCUGGCCUCUGCCCUCUGACGUCUGUGAGCGGGAUCUACGAUACAAAACGCCAGCCAUGCCUUCGCUUUGGGGUUCGAGGAACAAGAAGGACGACGAUCAGGAGGUCCGUGAUGGGCCUGGUCCUCCGGAAGAGAGAGGUUCGAAUGAGUACGCGGCACGGGAACCCGAUGAACACACUCGACUCCUACCGAACCGGCUCGACAGCGACAACCGCCAGUAUUUGACGCCCGAUGACCCGGCGGUGUCUCCUUACAACCUGUGGACGGUGCGAUUGCUGCGAUGGGUGACUGUUCUCUUCACGGCACUCACUUUCACGUGGUGGACUCUGACUUUGGUUUCCUCCUUCGUUACGCCGCCUGGGAUGCACACCCGCGGUUCCGGAUUUUACGCCUUCAGCUAUUCGAGUGUGGCACUGUUCACGCUUCUGUUUACUCUUGUGUUCUUUGCGGCUCCGUCCAAGGCUGUCCGGGUUCUGGCCAUCUUUAUGGCUCUCAUGCUACUUGUCAACAUGAUCCUCAUUGUUGCGGUGCAGAAGAACCGUUACGAAGAGGCUGGAGUGGGAGUUGCGAGUGUUGUCUGGGCAUUCGUCGUGAGCUUGUGGGCACUCGCCUGUGACCGAACUGUGAAAUGGGGCAAGGCUGAAGAGGAGGAGAGGCUGACUGGCCGCGUUGAGACGAGACGCACAGUCUGGGAAUGGACCGAGGUGCUCAUCUCGACGGUGGCCUAUGUCGUCCUGUCUCUGAUCAUCAUUCUUAUCACUGCCACUCUGAUUCUACGAUCUCUCGAUGCCGGGUUUGGCCCGCCGGGCGAGCAGUACUGGGUCGAUGGCGACCAAUACCGCAUUCACGUCUACUGCGAUGGCAACGGCACCGAUGCCGCGGGCAACAAGCUACCUACUGUUUUCUUCGAGGGAGGUGACUUGCCAGUCGAGAAUGGACUGUGGCAGUUUGCGCAAAACGCUCUGAAGAACGACUCCAUCUCAAGAUACUGCUUUGCCGACCGUCCGGGCUACGGAUGGAGCGAUACCGCCCCCAGCCCUCUGUCAGCAGGCAUGGCAACUGACGCCCUUAGCGAGGCUCUCGCACGAGCUGGUGAGAAGGGCCCUUGGAUCCUUGCCAGCGCUGGAAUUGGUUCCGUUUACUCUCAAAUCUUCUCCUCUCGACACGGCAGAGAAGUAAACGGCCUUCUUCUGAUCGAUCCGCUUCACGAAGACCUUCUUCACCGGGUUUCGGACCCCGGUAGAGGCUUCUCCUACUGGCUUCGUGGCGUAUUCUCCCCUCUUGGAAUCGAACGUCUCCCAGGCGCCAUCUUCCGUGGACGCACUAGCGCAGACCGCGUCUGGGGUCGUUCAGCCAGACAGAGUGGAAAGUACCUGUUCUCAAAGUUGCAGGAGAGUCUCGUAGCUGAUUCACUCACCAAGCGCGAGGUGAUUAGUAGUAAGGCCAUCCAGUACCCGAAUACCCCACUGGUGGUCAUCAGCUCCGGCGUCAACAUUCGCAAGGACAGCGAAUGGGAGGACAAGCAGAGAGAUUUCAGCCAUCUGACGAGAAACCUGAAGCAUUGGGAUACGGUCGACGACGCGCCUCACAACGUGUGGGAGACGUUGGAUGGACGUCAGAAGAUUGAGAAGAGACUCCGGCAAAUGGUCCAUGCGUGA